AUGGAAAAAAAAUAUUGGACUUUAAAUGAUCCUUAUUUAAAAAUUAGAAAUUUUAUUAAUGAAUGGAAAAUUAAAUAUUCAAAUAUUAAUGAUAAUGAAAUUAAUAAUAUUAAUACUGGUACUUUAUAUUUAAAAUAUAAUGAUUAUAAUAAUAUAUUGACUUUUAUGGAAGGUAAUAGACCAUUUAUGGAAUUUAAUAAUAUUGAUUUAAAUUUAAAUUUAAAUAAUAAUUAUCAUAAAUAUUUAAAUAUUUCAAAUAUAAUUACUGCUCCUUCUAUUGAUCAAAUUAAUUUAUUAAAAUUAUUUGAUGAAACUGAUCCACAUAAAAAUUUAACUAAAUUAGUUUAUAAAAGACAAAGACGUCCUAAUAAUAAUAAUAGAAAUAGAAAUAAUAGAAAUAAUAAUAAUAGAAAUAGAAAUUAUGAUAGAAAUGAUAAUUAUGAUAGAAAUAGAAAUGAUAAUAAUAGAAGUAGAAAUUAUGAUAGAAAUUAUGAUAGAAAUGAUAAUAGAAAUACUACUAUUGAAGAUAAGAAUAAUGAUAAAAGUAGUUAUGAUAAUAGAAGAGAUGAUAGAGAUAAUAAUUAUAGAAAUUAUGAUAGAAAUUAUGAUAGAAAUAGAAGUUAUAAUGAUAAUAGAAAUGAUAAUAGAAAUUAUAAUAAUAAUAAUUAUAAAAGAAGAGAUAAUAGAGGAAAUACUUUUUAUAAUGAAAGAAAAGAUAAUGAUAGAAAUAAAUAA
This is a messenger RNA of Naegleria gruberi, 735 nucleotides long. RefSeq lists its product as uncharacterized. NCBI's taxonomy places the organism in Eukaryota, Heterolobosea, Eutetramitea, Acrasida, Naegleriidae. The coding region runs from base 1 to 735 and encodes 244 amino acids. The transcript has a single exon. The record is from RefSeq and is a predicted model, not a curated record.